AUGUGCCAAACAAGGAAGUGCAUCAAUGACCAGACUCUCGAUGUCUGGCUUGAUUCAGCUUUGUUCUUUGUUGGGGACAAAGUGCUCGUCAUUCUUCUUUUGCGCCAGUGGGAAGAUGCACUAGCUAACGUCUCGUCCUUGCAUAUGGCUGCAGGUUUGCCUUGA
Messenger RNA from Pochonia chlamydosporia 170, 165 nucleotides. RefSeq lists its product as hypothetical. The transcript has a single exon. Lineage: Eukaryota; Fungi; Ascomycota; Sordariomycetes; Hypocreales; Clavicipitaceae. The coding region runs from base 1 to 165 and encodes 54 amino acids. The record is from RefSeq and is a predicted model, not a curated record.